This is a messenger RNA of Mytilinidion resinicola, 1253 nucleotides long. RefSeq names its product SURF1-domain-containing protein. Lineage: Eukaryota; Fungi; Ascomycota; Dothideomycetes; Mytilinidiales; Mytilinidiaceae. The coding region runs from base 25 to 993 and encodes 322 amino acids. Gene Ontology annotation, cellular component: mitochondrion; membrane. Gene Ontology annotation, biological process: mitochondrial respiratory chain complex IV assembly. The transcript is spliced from 3 exons. The record is from RefSeq and is a predicted model, not a curated record.
CCCCAUGAACCCCAUUCAAACACAAUGUCCAAGCCGCAGCCGUUCCUGCGCGCAUUGGGGCGAUCAGCAACCCCCAAUGGCCCGAGCAUAGCACUCUUCACACGCGCAUCCCGCACACCACGCUUCCAAUGCCUCCGCCAACCCCUCCAACGGCGGUUCAAGAGCACGCAGCCGGCCGAUAAUCCAGACUUUGAGUCUAUCCUCGACAAGCCGGUUCGCAUAAUGAGGAGCGGGAAGCAGCAUGGGCCGGGAUUGAUAAUACUGGCCCUCAUCCCCGUCACCGCCUUCAUCCUCGGCACCUGGCAAGUCCAGCGCCUGGCCUGGAAAACCACCCUCCUGGCCUCGCUCGAAGACCGCCUCGUGCGCCCCCCGCUGCCGCUGCCGCCCAACAUCGACCCGGCCGCCAUCCCCUCCUUCGACUACCGCCGCGUCUACGCGACGGGCAUCCUGCGCCACGAUCUCGAAAUGCUCGUCGGCCCGCGGCUGCACGACGGCGACGACGGCUACCUCGUCGUCACGCCCUUGGAGCGCACCGACGACGCCGGGAAGAAGGCGCGGAUCCUCGUGUGCCGGGGGUGGAUACGGAAGGACAAGGCGGACCAGAAGACGCGCGCCGAGGGCUUGCCGCGGGGCGAGGUGACGGUGCAGGGGUUGCUCAGGGAGCCGUGGAAGAAGAACAUGUUCACGCCCGUGAACAGCCCGGCGCGGGGGCUGUGGCAUUUCCCGGAUGUCGGCGAGAUGGCGCAGUGGACGGGCAGCCAGGCGGUGUGGAUCGAGGAGACGAUGCGGCCGGAUCUGCUGCUGGCGUACGAUCGCGAGGCGAAAGGGGUGCCGAUUGGCAGGCCGGCCGAGGUGAAUAUUAGGAAUAAUCAUACGCAGUAUAUCUUCACGUGGUAUGCGUUAUCUGCGUUCACGACGGUGAUGCUUUGGAUGGUCGUUAAGAAGCCGCCGUCGAAUACGGCAGCAAGGGUGAGGCAUAGUACACAGUGGUGAUUUCAGCCGCCAUCUAUCAUCAUUCAUUCAUUCCUCCUGCAUGGUCUCCAUCCGCGUCCGUCUCGGCCGCUUCACUUUCCCUGGCGGCGCCAUCCGGAUCUCCUGAAGUAACUCCCUGGGCAGCAGCUUCUGCGCUAGCGAGAAAGACGACGUGUUGGCAUUGAUCUGUCGUUGUCUGUUGAAAGUUUGUUAGCGUUGGGUGUAUAUAUGUACAGUAAUGUAACAUACCUCUUCAUAAGCGUAAUGACAUCAGAGUCAUC